AUUCUGCAAGUAUAUUUUGACCAAGGCUACCCAUUCCUUCAGGCGACGCUGGCUAAAUAAUUGUAAUUAAAAUAAGGAUCGAUACAGUUAUGGAAGCCAAAUCCGAGGCACCCAUAUCCCCAGCGCCCACGCCAAACGCUACCCCAGUGACGGCAGAGGCAGCCAAGGAGCAAAACUGCACCAACAAUUCGCAAAAUAGCUCGGCCACCGCGGCGGGAACCGGAGCGCCACUAGCGCAGGCAGCAGCAGCAGCAUCUGUUCAGCAGCCAACCAUUAAGAAGCCGAGCCCCAGCUCACUACCCACACGUCAGUAUCUGGACCAGACGGUGGCUCCCAUUCUACUCCACGGUCUGCAGGCACUCGCGCGGGAGCGUCCCACAGAUCCCAUACAAUUCUUGGCCUCCUAUUUGCUGAAGCACAGCAACGGAUGUGAGGACAAUGCGCCGACCACAGAAGGAAACUCCUAAGCACACAAAGCACGUGUCUCCCCCGCAUCCCCUUACCGUAACAUUCUUAAGCCAACAAAAAUCC
Messenger RNA from Drosophila subobscura, 531 nucleotides. RefSeq names its product protein dpy-30 homolog. Gene Ontology annotation, cellular component: Set1C/COMPASS complex. The record is from RefSeq and is a predicted model, not a curated record. Lineage: Eukaryota; Metazoa; Arthropoda; Insecta; Diptera; Drosophilidae. The transcript has a single exon. The coding region runs from base 90 to 467 and encodes 125 amino acids.